UUCGGGAAGGGGGGUGUUCAUUGCCAGGAAGGGCAGAUGAGUGCGUCCUCCCCGAAGUACUACAACGAAAAGCAAUUGUUUGUGGGAAAAGCUACUAGUUUCCGUUUGAAUUUCCUUAGUCAGCGUUAAUAUUGACAACUACACGACAGCUAGUCAAUCCAAAAGGAGUUAAGCGCUAAAAACAUCCGCAAGCCUGACAUCAAUGGCAGAUGUUUAAAGGAAACGGACAUAUAAGUUGCCGUCUGGUGGCUAGCCUGCUAGCAUCUGGAUGCCAACUCUCGGCAUGAUGGAGCAGCUGAGCCGGCAACUGUGUGGGAAGAUGAAGAGGUCUGGCAAGAGGACCCCGAUCCCUUCCUCGCCCGCCUCUCCCUCUCCGAAGGGCUUGGAGGUGCACUUCUACCUGGCGGACACCAACCAGCUGGAGUACUUCAGAGACUGCCACACCACGGAAGACAUUUGCGUGGAGUCAGCCAAGAGAUGCUCGAUCUCUCCUCUGUGCCACAACCUGUUUUCCCUGUAUGAUGAAACAAACGACCUGUGGUACCCCCCAAACCACGAGUUCAAGAUCACGGAAGAGACCAGCCUCACGGUCCACUACCGAAUGAGGUUUUACUUCAAGAACUGGCAUGGCACCAAUGAGGGCCAGCCUCAAGUCUGGAGACACUGCAUCAGCAAGCUUCGAGGAGGUUCCCAGAACAUACCGGAAGGAACGCCUCUGUUGGACGCUGCCUCUCUCGAGUACUUGUUUGCCCAGGGCCAGCAUGACUUCCAAAAGGGGCUUGCCCCGCUGAGGUCUCCCCAGUCUGAGGUUGACCAGCAUGAGAUGGAGAACGAAUGUCUGGGCAUGGCAGUGCUGGCCAUCACACACGACUCCAUGAACCGGGACAUUCCGCUGACAACCACCAACACCAAUGAAAUCAGUUACAAGCGCUUCAUCCCCGAGUCGCUGAACCGCAACAUCAAGCAACGCAAUUUGCUGACGCGCAUGCGCAUCAGCAGCGUCUUCAAGAAGUUCCUCCAGGAGUUCAAGCAGCGUACGGUGCAGGACAGCAACAUCUCACUGUAUGACCUGAAGCUCAAGUACCUGGCGACGCUGGAGAGCCUGACCUGGGACCUCGGCAGUGAGGUGCUGGAGCCCGUCUCCUUGUCCAUCAGCCCCGACCGAGACCUCUGCAACGGGGGGUACCAUGGUUACUACAACCAGAGUCAAGGACAGAGCAAGGAUCCCAGCCCUGAGAGUAGCAAUGACAUGCAAGUCCAGGUCACUGGUACCACUGGUAUCUCCUGGAGGAAGAAGCCGUCCAACGACGCAGUGAUACCAAAGGAAAAGAAUAAGGCCAAGAAGAAGUUUGAUGACAAAUACAAGAAGGAGAAGGAGAAAGCGGAGAGCUGGGUGGUCUUCUGUGAUUUUCAUGAGAUCACACACAUCGUCAUCAAAGAUGCCACCGUCACCAUCUAUCGUCAGGACAACAAGAGGAUGGAACUGCAGCUGGCAUCCAGGGCCCGGGCCAGAGCUUUGUCCUUCGUGGCUCUGGUGGAUGGAUAUUUCCGUCUGACGGUGGAUGCUCACCACUACCUAUGCAAGGACGUGGCCCCCUCCUCAGUGGCUCGCAACACCGAUGACGGCUGUCAUGGCCCCAUUUGUACGGACUAUGCAGUCCACAAGCUGCGGCAAGAGGGCAACCAGGAGGGCACCUACAUCCUACGCUGGAGCUGCACCGAGUAUCAAUUCAUCAUUAUCACUGUGGUCUGCCGCGAGUUGGACCUGAGGGAGUCCCGUAUGGUGACCCAGUACAAGAACUUCCAGGUAGAGGUGAGCCCCAGUGGGUUCUGCCUGUAUGGCACAGAGACCAUCCGGCCCACCCUACGUGAGCUUCUGGACCAUCUGGCCGGUCAGAGCCUCCGCGCGGACAACAUCGAAUUCCAACUGAUCCGCUGCUGCCCACCCCAGCCAAGAGAGGUGUCCAACUUGCUGGUGGUGACUAAGAAACAAGCCCAGCUCUUCAAGGAUGACUGCCAGGUCAGCUUCAUUCGCAUCCUCCCGGAAGACAUAGAACAGGAGGAGCACCUAGGCCGGGGGACAAGGACCAACAUCCUCCUGGGCACCCUCCGGGUCCGAGGCGAGGAGGACGAUGAGGACGCCGGCUUGUCCUCCUACCAGGAGGUCAAGGUGGUCCUCAAGGUGCUGGGCUCCAUCCACAGAGACAUCUCCCUGGCCUUCUUUGAGACGGCCAGCAUGAUGCGACAGGUGUCCCACAAACACAUAGUGCUGCUUCAUGGAAUGUGUGGCCGCAACUUGGAGAAUAUAAUGGUGGAAGAGUAUUUCCAGCUGGGUCCUCUUGAUCAGUUCAUGAUGAGGCAGCAAGUCCCACUCAGCACAUUGUGGAAGUUCCAGGUGGCCACGCAGCUGGCCUCAGCCCUCAGCUACCUGGAGGACAAGAAGCUGGUCCAUGGCUUCGUGUGCACCAAGAACAUUUUGCUGGCCAGAGACGGCCUGGAUGUCAGCGAGGGAGGACCUUUCAUCAAGCUCAGUGAUCCGGGCAUACCCAUCACUGUGCUCACCAGAGAGGAGUGUGUGGGCCGCAUCCCGUGGAUCGCACCAGAGUGCAUCAAGACGGUGAACAACCUGAGCGUGGCGGCUGAUAAGUGGGGCUUCGGGACCACCCUGUGGGAGAUCUGCUACAACGGAGAAGUGCCCCUCAAGGACAAGAUGCUCACGGAGAAGGAGCAGUUCUACAGCGCAGAGUGCCAGCUGGCCACCCCGGACUGCGAGGAGCUUGCUCAACUGAUGACCCACUGCAUGAACUAUGACCCCAAGAUGAGACCAUUCUUCAGGGCCAUCGUCAGAGACAUGGACAUGCUGGUGGAACAGAACCCGUCCAUCAAGCCGGUACCCACGCAGGAAGUGGAUCCAACACGCUUUGAGAAGAGGUUCCUCCGGAAGAUCAGAGACCUUGGAGAGGGUCACUUCGGCAGGGUGGAGCUGUGCCGCUAUGAUCCCCGCGGAGACCGGACCGGGGAGAUGGUGGCCGUCAAGUCCCUGAAGCCCGAGAACCGAGAGGAGCAGAACAACAACCUGUGGAAGGAGAUCGGGAUCCUGAAGGAGCUCUAUCACGAGAACAUCGUCAAGUACAAGGGCAUCUGCCAGGAGGAGGGAAGCCCGGCAAUCAAGCUUAUCAUGGAGUACCUUCCUGAAGGCAGUCUGAAGGACUACCUGCCCCGACAUCGGAACAAGACCAUCAAUGACCUGAUUAGCUACGCCGUGCAGAUCUGCAAGGGGAUGGAGUACCUGGGCCGGCAGAACUACAUCCACCGGGAUCUUGCGGCGCGUAACGUGCUGGUGGAGAAUGAGUCGACGGUGAAGAUCGGAGACUUCGGCCUCACAAAGAGCAUCAAGGAGAACAAGACAUACUACAAGGUCAAUGACGACCACGACAGCCCCGUCUUCUGGUAUGCCCCAGAGUGUCUGCUCCAGCGUAAGUUCUUCCUGGCGUCUGACGUGUGGUCCUUCGGCAUGACCCUGUACGAGCUCAUCACGUAUUGCGACACCCACUCCAGUCCCAUGGCGCUGUUCCUCAAAAUGAUGGGCAAGACUCAUGGUCAGAUGACCGUCACCCGAUUGGUGACCAUUCUGGACGAAGGGAAGAGGUUGCCACGACCAGAACCUUGCCCAGAGGAGGUGUACAACCUGAUGCGCAAGUGCUGGGAGCAUGCCCCAGAUAUGAGGAUCACCUUCCAGCAGCUGAUCGAGGACCUGUCCCGCAUGCUGCAGAAGCCCUGAGCCCAGAGCUCUUUCGCCAGCUCGGUCCUUCAAUAGUACCACACCCCCACGCCCCCUCUUUCCUUGUCCACAGGUGUAACCGAGUUUGCGCUGGAUAGACGACACACGCACACUCACUCACUCACUCACACAGUACAACUCAGGAGUCUGGGUUCCAAGGACUACAUGUACACAGAUGUCCUCUGCUUCUGUUAUGUCCUCCAAACUCACUUGCAGCCCUUCUACACAUGCACUGUAAACCGGACAUUCUCCAGAUUAUACCCGGAGGGGCUAUAUGUGUGACAGCAAAUGCCAGAACCCGCCCCUCCGGAGUUAAUCCGGCCAGGCCCCCAGUAUGAUGUCCGGAGAAUUCACAACGAGCGAGUGGGCGUGUUGAUGUUUCUAUCAUGCGACUGGCGCGAAACCGGGAGCACGGAGUAUAUCUGCUUCAUACUUUUCUCUUCUCGCAAUUCCCGCUUCCCACCCUUCUGUUGAUAUUGUGGAUGCGUCUAAAUAAAGGUAGUAUUUACAUCGCCACAAAAAGGGUCAGCAUUCGAUGUCUUAGCAGCCCCACCCGCCAUCUUCGAUGUGUUUUAAACAAAGCACUGUGACUUCCGCUGCAUAUUUUUUGCGUCACGUCCGGCCUCCUACACGCUCCAACAAGGCACCACUCCUCUCCCAAGGUAUACAGAGUAGCUCCAAUAUGUGUGAACACGUCUGAUGCGGCUCCUCUCUGGCUGUGUGGUGCAUCUGUGAAAGGGCACCUCCGGAUCAUGUCCUGACCCGAUUCCCCAGAGAUGAUCCGGGGAUCAUAUGCGAAAUGCCUAUUACGCUUACUUUGGUAGCACUAUUUUAUCACGCGAAUAAUGUUUUUAUUUUAAUGAAAUGUACGCCAAAUGCAUUGAAACUGUAUUCCGCUGUAAGAAAUACCACUGUGGAAAAACAAAUAGGGCAAUUCCCAGAUCAUUACCUGCAUUAAGCUUCUAUUUUUAUUUUUUAAGUACAAAGAAGGACCCACUUUUUAUUUACCUACAAAGGCCCUCUGAGAGAUCUCUCUCCCUCUAUUUCUUUCAAAUCCUUAAAAAUGUUCCCUCAUUUAUCUGUACCACUAUGAUUCAGUUUUUGCCUACUUGAUAAGGUUAUUUUGCUUGUUAUAUUUUUUCUCAUGGGACAUGACUACCGGUAUAUCCGCUGUAAUUUGUCCUCAUGGCCCUGAGACCCAACAUGAUCUAUAUCUAUCAUGUAGUAUGGCUAUAUCUGGGGGGAAAUUCCGUGAAUAAAAGUUUAGGUUUCUGAGAGGGCCUGUGACCUGACCGCUGCCCCACAGUGACUGAGCAGGAGGAUGGCUUCUUCCCACCAUGGAGGUCUGCAGCCAGUUUCUGCUGUCUCCUGCUGCUCUGGGGCCACCGUGUGGCAAAGGAUCCAUUCAAACAAAGGACUCAACUUCUUACCAUCAAUUUUUGCACUAGAAUGUUAUGUCUCUGUCUCUCCUCUCCCUAUCUGUCUCUAAGUCUCGGUGUGUCUCUCUCUGUCUCUCUCUCUGUUUUUGUCUGUCUGUCUGUGCUGAAGGACAUUUCGGAAACGGACAGUAAAAAUCUGGUGGGGAAAAUAUAACGAUGUUGGAACAUUGAGGUUUUAUUUCUUUGGUUUUAUUUUUUUAUCGAAGCGAUGCUUUUGGUUGGCCAGCACCUAAGAUUUUCAGCUUCUGUUGGCUCGUCUUUGGAUUCCAUGUGUUAAGAAGCGGUCUUCAGCCAGUAGGUUUUCCAACCCGACACACGGGGACCUCCGGUCCAAACCUUCUCCAUGUUGGUAUUUAGGUAUAUUUAGCUUAUUUAAACACACAAACUCGUAUAUCAAAGCAGAACUUUACUAUAUGGUUAUUAAGCGUCUAUAUUUAUACUAAAUAGGCGUGAUUAUCGUUUUUUUGAACAUGAAGGUUCAUUCGUGCAAUGCUCUCCUGAAGCUCUUCAUGUCUCUUCUUUGGGUGACCAUACACUAGCUAGCUAUCUCCAUAAAGGCGCACGUUUGAGGGCCACAUCGGAUAAUUUCUUUUAACCAAUAUGGGUAUCCAAACUCAGAAGAUUACUCCCCCUUUUUCUAUUUUCAAUAAGGACUUAUAUCAGGAUGAGGUUUGAGAAGGAUUCGGAUUGAGAAGGAAAGGAAACGUGAUUCAUAUAUUUUCUUAUUUUUUGAAGAGCAAUAAUGUGAUUUAUUUUAAAGGAGCUUAAAAUUGCAUACUAUAAAAUGUUUUAUUCCUGUUCAUCCCUUUUCGUUUUUUUAUCCAUUUUCAAAAUCUAAGAAGAAAGAGACAUGUUUAUACUAUAUUAUUGUGCAUAAUAAAUGAUUUCAGCAGAGGGAUUGGUCUGAACCUGGUGAUAAUUCAAACAAGCCAUUUGAGAAAGAAUGUCAGGCCUUUAUCAAGCGUGCCUUGCAUCAUCACUAUUGUUAAACGUGUGCUCAAUGUGAUCAUAUAGUCAUUGUUGACAAUGAAAAGUGUAAGGUGAACCGUUUAUUGUAAGACAAUGUUUUUUUAUUCAGGAACAUAGAUUCUUCUGCAAAAAAGAUCUUAUAUAUUUUUGAAAUAAUUGGACUAAAGAAUUGCUGUACAUACACAAAUGUACAAUGAAAAUAAAUAAAUAAAAUCUGCA
Gadus morhua (Atlantic cod) is the source of this 6408-nucleotide messenger RNA. RefSeq names its product Janus kinase 1 (gene jak1). The coding region runs from base 269 to 3781 and encodes 1170 amino acids. Gene Ontology annotation, molecular function: ATP binding; non-membrane spanning protein tyrosine kinase activity; growth hormone receptor binding. The record is from RefSeq and is a predicted model, not a curated record. The transcript has 25 exons. Gene Ontology annotation, biological process: cytokine-mediated signaling pathway; tyrosine phosphorylation of STAT protein; growth hormone receptor signaling pathway via JAK-STAT. Gene Ontology annotation, cellular component: membrane; cytoskeleton; cytosol. Lineage: Eukaryota; Metazoa; Chordata; Actinopteri; Gadiformes; Gadidae.